Molecule: messenger RNA, 516 nt
Organism: Protopolystoma xenopodis
Lineage: Eukaryota; Metazoa; Platyhelminthes; Monogenea; Polystomatidea; Polystomatidae
Source: the annotation of a GenBank genome assembly
GGGGAGUUGAGUGUGUGCACAAAAGUGCUCAUCUGUGAUGGCUCUGCUACUGCUCUCUUGGAGCUUACUGAUGAGCCCUCGGUAUUUACCUCGCCGGCCGGUUCUUCAAUGCAUCCACCAAGCUUAUUUCCACCGAUCUGUGCCCAAUCCUUUCCUUUUACUUGCGAACUCACAACUGAGCUAAUAGGAGAUGCGAUGAAGAACACAAAAAUGGCCUCGUCUAAAAUCCAUCAGGAUAACUUGAUGUCACACGGUAUCCAACAUUCAAACACCAUUGCUGAUACAAGUCGACAUCUUUCACGCACACGUCGUCUCUUACGACUGGAAGAAGCGACUUGUGGAGCUGCUUGGGCGCGUUUGGAGCUUCUGAUUCGCUCUCGCCUGGCCACCCUCCCUGUUGGUAAACAGCGCUGCUUCUGGCUACCUGACCAGACUAAACGUGACCCUAAUAGCAAGUGGACAAAUUACUGCCAAGUACUUUUCAAUUUUUUAUCUUUUUUAACCAUAUUCACGUAA